Cyphomyrmex costatus is the source of this 671-nucleotide messenger RNA. Its product is annotated as juvenile hormone acid O-methyltransferase. The record is from RefSeq and is a predicted model, not a curated record. Lineage: Eukaryota; Metazoa; Arthropoda; Insecta; Hymenoptera; Formicidae. The coding region runs from base 1 to 645 and encodes 214 amino acids. The transcript has 5 exons.
AUGACAAGUCCAAAAGAUUACGGUGCGUCUAAUAAAGUUCAAAGAUAUGGAGUAUCGGCUAUAAUUGAAGAGUUUGCCGAGAAUCUAGUGAAAAUAAGUGGAAAGUGUAUGGAUAUCGGUUGCGGUCCUGGAAAUAUAACAAAGGAAUUUUUAUUACCAAGUAUAGACUCAAAUGGACAAAUAAUUGGUAUAGAUAUUUUGGAGAGCAUGAUCAAAUAUGCAAAUGAAUCAUUUGGAGACGAGAAACGGCUUCAAUUCGAUGUAUUGAAUAUUGAAACUAAAACUUUACCUAAGAAAUAUAUUUCUGAAUUUAAUCACAUAUUUUCGUUUUAUACUUUACACUGGUGCAACGAUAUUCGACAAGCUUUAGAAAAUAUUUAUCAAAUGCUACGACAUAAUGGAACUAUUCUUCUGUAUAUAGUAGCAUUUCAUGAUUUAUGUGAAGUUAUCAGAAUUUUGGCGCGGGACACUCGUUUUACAUCAUAUGUACCUGACGCGAUAAAAAAUAUUUAUCCAUAUCAAGAGUCAAAAAAUCCUCGCAAGGAAUUAAAAGAAUUACUUGAAAGUAUCGGAUUUACAGUUCAUCAUUGCAGCCUUCGAGAGGCGACUUAUAGCGAUAAAAAACCAGAACACUUUAUGAAAUAAUAAUAGCAGAAGACAUAACAUUAAAG